UCGUCGCACGUACUUUCGCCACCACUCAGCGCAUCCGAUACUGCAAACAUGUUCGCAAAGACUGGGCUCCUUCUGCUGACGGCGGCGGCGGGCGUCGUGGGCGACUUCAUGGUCUACACAGAGCCGCCAAUCCCAACGUCGGCCAUCCCAACCUUCGCCAACCCAUCCGAUGCCUCGAGCUGGACAACCUCCGUCUUCCUCAACGCGCAGAUAGCUUACGGCCGCUUCACAGGCUCACUCGGCGAGCCCUAUCAAUCCUCCCUUACAUCCGCCCGCUCCGAAAUCGACGCCUUCGUCCGAACCGCCACAAAUUACAGCAUCCCCGCCGAGGUCACCAUGGCUGACGAGACGCCCACCUACUUCUCAAGGCCAGAUUGGUACACAGCCCUGCCCAGUGCGGCCAGGUCCUUCAAGGAACAGCAGGUCAGCGACCAGUUCAGCAUCGUGAGGAGCGUCAUUGCCGCGAGGGCUCCUACUUCCACGACGGGCUCUGAGGGAGCCGCCAUGCCCACUGCACUUGCUGGACAGUGGCUCCCGGCCGAGUUUGGCGUCAUGGCGGCUGCGGCUGCGGCUGCCUUUUUGCCAGGACAAGUAAUAUACUCGCGCAUCAAGCCAGGUCCGAAUAACCCCACCCAAUCCUACAUGAAUAACACCAAUGGCACGCGUCGCUAUUGCUAUAAGAAACUUUGUUACAAGAACCGGAAUUGGGUCACUCAUGAACCAACAGACAUCUUGUCUACGAAAAUGUCAAAUUAUGAUCAAGCCCACUCUUUUCCUGUCUGCGUUCAUCCCAUCCCUCAAAACUACCCUACAAUCUGCGCCUAUGAGCGCCGCCAUUCCAACUCCUCGAACUGCAAGCAUGCUGUGGUCUUCAUCGGUGGACUAGGUAGUGGUCCGCAUACGACGCAUUACCUUGGCGCCUUGAAUGCCAUGUUGGAAUGUGCUAGUCAGAGUAGCACGGAUAACGUCAAGUACAAUCUGUGGGAGUUGAGAAUGAGGUCUAGUUAUACCGCGUUUGGCUAUGGAAGUCUUAAAGAGGAUGGCGAAGAUAUUGCGAGUCUGGUGGGACAUCUCAAGGAAAUCGGAGUGGAGAAAAUCGUUCUGGUGGGCAGCUCAAGUGGCUGUCAAGCUAUCAUGACUUAUGCCAGUACUGAGCCGGCGCCACCUCCAGUCGACGGCUAUAUCAUGCAAGCCCCAACUUCAGAUCGCGAAACAGCAGGAUUACUCAUGCCACAGGAACUGCUUUCCGCUAGUCUCGAAUACGCUGGAGAUCUUGUUGCUAAAGGCAAGGAGAAGACCAUCAUGCCAGCCUCCUUCAUCCCAUCUAUCAUCACCUCGCCUGUGACGGCAUACCGCUGGUACUCCUUAGCCUCCGUUGGCGGCGAUGACGACUUCUUUUCGUCUGAUCUACCGACCUCAGCUCUUCAGUUUACCUUUGGCAGACUGGACAAACCAAUGUUAAUCUUGAUGUCUGAGAAGGACGAGAUGGUUCCGCUUACGGUGGGUAAGGAGUUGUUGCUGGGGAGAUGGGUCAAAGCCAUCCCAGAGGGCUUGACGAGUGAGCAAUCACAGAUUAUUACCACCGCUGACCACGAGCUUCGCGAGGAAAGAGUAGCUAGCUAUUUCGUAGGGCUGGUUGUUGAAUUCCUAAAGGAGCUCAACAAGGAACCCGCUGGAGCGCCCUUGAAGCUCCAACAACCACACCAUCGCGCGCUACUACAAGUCUACAAAAUGGGUAUCCCCUAUUCCCGCCAAAUCAACGCCGCCUUCGAACAAGUUACACCCCUCGUAGCUGCAGGUUUCAAAGUCCUCCGUACAACACGCGACAUCUCCAUUCUACUCGCUGUUAUUCAGGUCUUGACUGUUUUCUUACUGGGACUUAUUCUCAUCGCGCUCGUUGUCCUUCUGUAUUGCGUGAAUCCAGAUUUGGAGGUUCGCUUACACCUUGACGAUGCUUGUAACACUCCGUUCGAUACUGAUGUCUACCAGGAAGAAAGGCAAGCUAUCAUAACGCCUUGGUUGCGGUACUUUGCUGGUAUAACGCUUUGGUCGGUAUUGAGAACUCUUCUCUCCCUUCUAGCGGUAGCAGGGCUUGCGGGGGCAGCGACAUGGCACUUUUUCUUGGCGAAACAAUGGGUCGAGGAUGUGGAGUAUGAGGGCAAUGUCGAUGCUGAUAAGGCGCUGGAGGAUCUAGAUGAUGAUGCUCAGGCUGAAAGCGGUGGGAAUGGUGGAGACAAUGGAAAGGGAAAAGGGAAGAAGUGA
Alternaria burnsii is the source of this 2262-nucleotide messenger RNA. RefSeq lists its product as uncharacterized. Lineage: Eukaryota; Fungi; Ascomycota; Dothideomycetes; Pleosporales; Pleosporaceae. The transcript is spliced from 7 exons. The annotation marks the transcript as partial. The record is from RefSeq and is a predicted model, not a curated record.